GUCUCCCGAGGCGGCGGCGCGGGUGAUGUCAGCUCUCGACGAAAAUAGAGAGGGAUCGCCUGCAAAUCCCCAGCUCCGGCGGGGCUAAACCUCGCAAUCCCUCCCCGGCGGCGCGGAGCCAGGGCGCAGCGGCCUCCACCGCCUCCCCCGGCGCGCACACACCCGCACACGCGCGCACGCACACACUCCCCUGCACACUCACCGCACACGCACUCCUCGUCCUCGCCUGCCACCACCCUCCCUGCCCGCGCUCCGCCACUCGCCGUGCCUGCGAGCCCCGCGGCAAACACAGGUGGCAGCGGCGGCGGCAGCGACGCACGGUUCCAGCGCGCCCUCCCGCAGCCCCGGGGGCGGCGCGCUCUCGGGGAGGCCAACCCCGAGCCUGCCGAGCGCCCCGCCGAGCGCCACCGAGGCCGGCGGAGGGGAGCGCGGGACGCGCGCGGUGGAGAGCCGAGACGCGGAUUAGCGCCCGCUGGAGCCUCCUGCGCCCCUGGAGGCGCUGAAGGGCUUACCCCGGAGGGGGUGGGAAAGCGGGGAGAGGCCCCCCUUAAAUACGGCGCCCGGCCACACUCGCGCUCACCCCGGCGCGCGCUCUCUCCCUCGCCGCCGCUGCCGGAUCGUGCCGAAGAGGAGGGGGCGUUCCCCACACCAUGGCAUCCACCGAAGGUGCCAACAACAUGCCCAAGCAGGUGGAAGUGCGAAUGCACGACAGCCACCUCAGCGCAGAGGAGCCCAGGCACCGGCAUCUGGGGCUGCGCUUGUGUGACAAGCUGAGGAAGAAUCUCCUGCUCACGCUGACCGUGUUUGGUGUUGUCCUGGGGGCAGUGUGUGGAGGGCUUCUCCGCCUGGCAUCUCCCAUCCACCCAGAUGUGGUGAUGUUAAUAGCCUUCCCGGGGGAUAUCCUCAUGAGGAUGCUGAAAAUGCUCAUUCUGCCUCUAAUCAUCUCCAGUUUAAUCACAGGUUUGUCGGGCCUGGAUGCUAAGGCGAGUGGGCGCUUAGGCACGAGAGCCAUGGUGUAUUACAUGUCCACGACCAUUAUCGCCGCGGUGCUGGGCGUCAUCCUGGUCUUGGCCAUCCACCCAGGGAACCCCAAACUCAAGAAGCAGCUGGGGCCUGGGAAGAAGAACGAUGAAGUGUCCAGCCUGGAUGCCUUCCUAGACCUUAUUCGAAACCUCUUCCCCGAAAACCUGGUCCAAGCCUGUUUUCAACAGAUUCAAACAGUGACGAAGAAAGUCCUCGUGGCGCCUCCGGCAGAUGAGGAGGGCAAUGCCACUAAUGCUGUCAUCUCCCUGUUGAACGAGACGGUGACAGAGACACCUGAGGAAACAAACGUGGUUAUCAAGAAGGGCCUGGAGUUCAAGGACGGCAUGAAUGUCUUAGGUCUGAUAGGAUUUUUCAUUGCUUUUGGCAUCGCCAUGGGGAAGAUGGGUGAGCAGGCCAAGCUGAUGGUGGAAUUCUUCAACAUCUUGAAUGAGAUCGUCAUGAAGUUAGUGAUCAUGAUCAUGUGGUACUCUCCCCUGGGUAUCGCCUGCCUAAUUUGUGGAAAGAUCAUUGCAAUCAAGGACUUAGAAGUGGUUGCUAGGCAACUGGGGAUGUACAUGGUCACGGUGAUUGUGGGCCUCAUCAUCCAUGGGGGCAUCUUUCUCCCCUUGAUUUACUUUCUAGUGACCAGGAAAAACCCUUUCUCCUUUUUUGCUGGCAUUUUCCAAGCUUGGAUCACUGCCCUGGGUACUGCUUCCAGUGCCGGAACUUUGCCUGUCACCUUCCGUUGCCUGGAAGAAAAUCUAGGGAUUGAUAAGCGCGUGACCAGAUUUGUCCUUCCAGUCGGAGCAACCAUUAACAUGGACGGCACAGCCCUGUAUGAAGCGGUGGCCGCCAUCUUUAUUGCCCAAAUGAACGGGGUUGUUCUGGAUGGAGGCCAGAUUGUGACCGUGAGCCUCACUGCCACGCUGGCGAGCGUCGGCGCCGCCAGUAUCCCCAGUGCUGGGCUGGUCACCAUGCUCCUCAUUCUGACGGCUGUGGGCCUGCCAACAGAGGACAUCAGCCUGCUGGUGGCUGUGGACUGGCUGCUGGACAGGAUGAGAACUUCAGUCAAUGUUGUGGGUGACUCUUUCGGGGCCGGGAUUGUCUAUCACCUCUCCAAGUCUGAGCUGGAUACCAUUGACUCCCAGCACCGAAUGCAUGAAGAUAUUGAAAUGACCAAGACUCAGUCCAUUUAUGAUGACAUGAAGAACCACAGGGAAAGCAAUUCUAGUCAAUGUGUCUAUGCUGCACACAACUCUGUCAUAGUAGAUGAGUGCAAGCACGUUGUGUGUGUUCGUAAUGCAUGCAUCUCACUUCCACUUGAUAAGAAGAAAGUCAGAUUUCUUUCCAACAUUGCUGCGUUUGUCGUGUCUCCAUAUCCCAAUGCUUCCAUAAAUCCAGUCUCUCCAUUAUGUGGAAUAUCAGUCGUGGGUUUAAGUUUGCACAUGACGUUGAGGACAGACAGAUGGAAGGUAACUCUGGCAGCCAAUGGAAAGUCAGCUGACUGCAGUGUUGAGGACGAACCUUGGAAACAGGAAAAAUAAGGAUCGGCAAAUUCUUGAACAAACACCCCAGUAUAUCUUAUGGUAAAAGAGGAUACAAACAAGCUUUCUCUAAAACGGAAAAAAACGCAUAUAUUUCUACGUUUACUUAAUCUGUUAGCUGAGGCUUAGAGGACCUAUUGUGGGUCGGUGGUAGGCAGGGUGCUGUGUCUUUGCCAAAUGAUGCUUCGUAACUGUCUAAUUUCUCACCGUAUUUUUGUUGGAAUGAUGCUGCUGGAGGGAUCGGUUUGAACUGAAGACGCGUUCUUGCCAGCUUCCCUUUCCCCUCAAGAUGCAGAAACGUGGAUGCUCUUUUCCCAGGGGACACAGCUAAAGCAGUGUGGUCCCCUCCAGGGACUUGGGCUAACGGACAGAUGCUCAGUGCGGUCUUCCUUCAAGCGUUCUCCAUGCCUUGCCUUGUCAUGCACAAGAGAUUCUGUUAGAAGCCUCUAGAAGUAAAUCGCAUUAAAUGUCUUGUAGAUUUUGCUCUUAUGACGAUUAAAAGAAAGUAGCUGUCUUAGGGAACUUGGACAAUUUAUCUUCUGUCUACUCUUGAAGCUGAAUGUUUCAAAGAGCAUUGUGGUGGGAGCCACACUCUUAGAGGCGGCCAAUUAUGGAGCACUGAGUCUCUGCUCUUCCCCAUCUAGUCUAUGGAAACAACUGAAAUUCCAAAGUAUGCUUCAUCAUUUGCUCUAAAUUUGAUAAUGGGUUAGGAUGUAAUUGGCACAUAUCCACUGUAUAUAUUGACAAUAGUAAAGGGGCACAGUCAACGUAAACUUUAACCAGAUUCGAAUCUUCAGAUUUGGUUAGGUUUGGUUUGCAUCACGCGGCAUAGUGAAAUGGAGUGAGUGUUCGAUCUAUGCUUCAAUUUCUUUGUUUCAUCCAUCAAAUUCUUAUUUGGGUUUCCAACAAAAAAAGCCAUUUUAAUCCCCAAAUUAUUUCAGUCAUAUUCUUGUCAAACUAGAAGACUCAUCAUUUUGCUCUCCUCACACGGGGAGGACAGUUGGGUUGACUGUGCUCCUUUUAGUACCAUCUCAUGAUAAAAACGGGAACAGAAACGAAAUGCUGUUAGUUAUCCAGUAUGUAGAAAGUGUUUUGUUAUAUUCUAUCAAAGCACGUAACCCUGGUUCUAGGACACAGUGGAAGCAGAGCCAAUCUUCCUCCCCAGUCUUUUCUGUGCAAAGGAGCAAAGAACAAACAUACGUGCAAAACGCUAUAAAGGUGACAUUCUGGUGGCACAGUCCAGGCAGCCUUGAACCAUGAAGGGGAACACAGGAUGACUCUACGCAGCUUCACGGACGGACUCUUUUCAAGGCUGUGAAAGUUUGGGGGUAAAAGUAAUAUAAUUGGAGCAGCGCAGUGCCUUGCAUCUCUAGGCACCCAAUGACUCCUGAAUGAUUGAUCAUGCAAGCUGAAAUUUUCAGUGUCCAUACUACCAUUUUCUAUUGAGUAACCCACAGUAUUUUCCUAAGGUUGCUGGCUUUGGGAGUUUCCUGAGGACUUGAACAUGAAUCAUUGGGAAGUAAAGCACAUUCAACCUCUAAGGAGUGUGUAGAACUUUGGUCCACAUGUGGGAGUAGGGUGGUCAUCCAAGGCCGGCAGGUGGACGCUGAGAUAUUCCUGAAUAGUCAGAGUCCAGAGUCUCUGAGGAGAGGGUACUUAUGGAUACCACAUACUCUUUAUUACCUACUCCUUGUGACUUUUCUCUUCCAAAUCAGAUACUUUUAGAACAUGCAAGAGGCAUGAGGUUCCAGUUGUUUUUGUCUCUUAAGCCCUAGUUAUUUUUGGAUAAGGAUCACUACUGAGCAGUAUUAAGCAGCUUUUUGCUUUUAUUAUUUAAUGGCAUUGGUCUUCCCUUUCGUUAGAUGGACAGUUGACAGAGUGGCCAAGGACAUGCUGACAUGUAGUAGUGGAAACUGCAUCCUUUACAGCAGAUGUUGUGGGUUAAGGGGACAGGUCCUGGAUUUAGCUGUGAAACUGUUAAGGAUUGUCUUACAGUGGUGCUCCCAAGACCUUUGUUAUGGUGAGGAGAAGGAUCUAGGUGAGGCAUCUAGGAGCUUGUGGGUUUUGCUCUUUAAGGCCAGCUUAGCACCUGUACACACUAACGCGUUUCUAGAAGGAGUGGUCUCAGGAUCAUCUUCCCAAGAAUCUGCCUGUAAGUCUUCUGUAUUUCCUUCGUCUUCCGCUUUUUCCCAGUUAUCCACUUAGCCUAUAAAUAUAUAAGGGGACAGUGCGUUCAGAAGGAACAAGGUGCACAGCUUUAACAAAGCAGGUGUUUUGAGUUGAGACUGUAUGCAAUAAGUUUCAUGAGAAUAUACUUAGGGAAAUCACAUUUAUCUGGAAAUUCAACAAAUCAUAUUAAAAGUAAACAAAUUUCUCAAAUUGAGGACUAGCCUGAAAAUUCAGGAUUGUAUAAAGCUAAUGUGACUGUGUCCUCUGUUUUUUUUAGGCCUCUUUCAUUCUUCUCAUGCCAUGGCCGUUGGGGUUUUCCUUGCCCAGCAUACGUGCCGUGAACAGAACAAAUAGAUGCAGAAUGUACCUCUAACAACCUUUUUCUAAACAGGAUAUGCAUCACCUGUCCGUUAUGUGUAGAGAUUUAUAUUAAUAGGUCCAACACAGAUAGGGAUGCUUGUAAUAGUCCAUUAAUAUUUGAUGAUGCACAAAUAUUAUAUUUAUAUACAGACGUGGCAGGCCAGAUAUAUACACUGCAUCCUGUAAGGUCUGUAAGUCACGGCUUCAGCAACACCAUUUUGUUGGAGACUCAUUCACUCUUUUUAGGAAUCAGAAUCAUUUCAGGAGAAAACCAACUAAGUAGACUUUAAUCCUCCCCUUUCUCAUUUGUCCCUGUUGAGAAUCCCAAGAGGAAUUAUCCUGUGAUUACCUACUACAAUUCAGUGGCAGUCGGUGAGAGGAACGGCUUCUCUCUCGACGUGGGGCUUUACCUUGGAUCUUUGAGGAUGUGACUCCCACACAAAGAGCCUCAGAGAAUGAAGGCAAUCAUCUAGAUCACACGGCUUCCCAAUAUAGGACUUCAGGCGACGAGAUCUGAACCAAGUAGAUGUCAGAUUCCGUUCUUUACUUCCUGUCGGGUGUGGAAACACAGACUGUAGUCUCGCUGUCUACAGAAGUUACCAUGUCCCAUAAAAGACAGAUAUUUACUUCUCCUCUCCAUUUACUUCUGACUCCUGGUCAGCCUAAAGAAAGGGUGCCAAAAUGCCUAGCUCCUGGAUUUAGAUUGGUGGGAGCUGAGAAAAACUUAGGGGAAAUUCAGUUAAUGGAGAUGACUCCUGGGAGGUAAUGACGGGAAACCCAACAACCAAUUGAUUAGAGAGUCUCAGGUUAUUUUCACUUGUGCAUGGAGAAGUAUGUCAUUUCUAAGUGUGUCUAGUCAAGAAGUCCUGGAGGAGUUGGGUAACUCAUCUACUGGGUCCCCAAAAGGAAACCCAGUCCUGCCAUGAUUUUCAAAUAUUACACUUGCCUUUGUUCUCAAUAGCAAAAAUUAUGGUACAGUAUUUCAUUUUUGACAGAAUCAAGGGUUCUAUCUGUGCUAUAUUUACACGUGAAAUACAGCAGUAAAUCCAAAUAGGGGCUCAUGCUCAGAGAGAAUUCUCCAUAACUCAGACUCUGGAUAAACAAGUCCCAGCAGCUCGUGCCUGGUUUAAUGAGUCAAAGCACUCUGCAGUUACACCCACUGGAGGUGACUCUUCCCACUUUGCUGCUCUUAAGCUCCCGGGGCCAUGCAGUUGUCUGGGUUGCUGGUUUUGUUUUGCUUAUUCUCCAGAUGAAUUCAUUCCAAGCCAAGAGAAAGGACCAAGUGGGACUUUUCAGUUAUUGUAAGACCUGAUCUUUGAACAUUAAAGUCUGGGACCCUAAGAAGAUUAAGUUUAAGCAAAGAGCCUGAAGGAAUUCUGAAGUGAGAGUUUUGUAAAUCCAGUUGUCAGAGAAGAUUAAUGGUCUCAGUAUCUGUGGUAAUUCCUGGCUAAAACCUAGAAGAAGGGCCAUUGAGUUCCAACCCAGGCAGAAUGCACUGCAGUCGGAUUAUUCUCCUUGGGUGGAGUGGGUUCAAAGCUGCUCACGUAACAUUUGCUUAUGAUUUUCCCUGAAGGAAAACCCAGUUUCCCACUCUUCCUCCUCCUCUCUUUUCAUUCCACUUAUCAUCAUUGCUGCUUAAAACACAAUUUAAUAAAUUAUCAUAUGCAUUAUUUGCAAGGGUUAGUUUUAGACUAGAUGACAGAGAAUCUUAAUUGAAUAGUAUCUAAUUUAACAGUGUAACGCAGCAAAUUCAGGUAAUGGCAUAGAGAUGAGGAGAAAGAACGCAGUUGGGUAGAGGAAACAUUUGACUUAGACUCUGCCAAUCUUCAGCUACAGAGGUCACACAUGUCACUUUACACCCAAGCCCCAUUUCUUCCCGUAGGUCAAGUGAAAGUGUUGGAUUAAAUGAUUAAAAUCCCCUCCCAGCCCUAUUAUCUCUGCUUUAAUUUCUUUCAUAAGAGGUUUACUACUAUAAAAUUUUACUCAUUUAUGUUAUAUUUUAAGUCAGAGGGAACCACCAUAACAAAUAGUUGCAUUUUUCUCAUCUUACUUGGCGGAAAUUAAAUUCAAGGCUUUCUCUCCAUUUGAUGUUUUGCAACAGGCUUGCAAGAUGGCCAUGUUAGUCUACGGUUUGGUGUUUCGGGACACAAACAGACGUCCUUCUAUAAAACUACCCUUUGCCUAACUCACUGUCCCAGCAGAAGUAGCAAUUGAGCUCAGGCAACGAUGUUGCCAGAGUCACCGUGAGGGGACUAGUUGACUCUCAGCCUCACUCAAGGCCUUGCAUCCUUCCUUCUGCGGCAACAGAGCCCACUCCGAAUGCCCAAAACACACAGUUUUCUCCAAACGUCCCUAACUGUCAGCCAAGUAUGGGAAUUUGGGAGUCUUUGGCCAAUAAACUUGAACACUCUUAUGAAAUUUGGUGCAAGGCUUACACAAUAACAGCAACUGUCUGUAAAUACCUUGUCUUUCCACCUAUACGCAGACACGCACACCCAUGCACGCAGUGAGCCUGGGCCAGGGCCUCUCACUGGAGAGAUAUGCAGGGAUGUUGAUUGAAUUCAUUUUCAAGUUUUUCCACCUGGUUUGCCUUUAUCGUGGGCAUGAUGGCACAGGUAGAGAAGCUCUAUCUUACGAGAAUGGAGUUGUGCUGGCUAUCGUCACCCUCUUCAAUGCCCAAGGAGUUUCUAGGGUAGAUAAAAUGCAUGGUUUGUCUGCAAGGGGCAUGUCACCAGCCAUGGCCUUUGACCAACCUCUGGCACUUUCUGGUACUGCUGUAAUGGGCCACUACUUGCAUCCUUGCUCUUUGUCCAAACUUCUGCUAAAUACAGAAUAAGUUUCGUGUUGUGUUGUGAGCACCUUUAUUGCCAGCGAAGACUUCAGUGCUUUAGAUUGGAGGAGUGAAAUGUAAAGCUAAGACUAAAAGGAUUAGGUUAGUGGGGUUUUUUUUGUUUAAAUUUUUAGUGCAGAAGACCCGAUGGAAUGGCGGCAAGAAAAAGACUAUUUCUUAACUGACCCGUAUAAGACCCUACCGAAGAGUAAGGGAAGCCCCCAACCUCUUGUUUCACUCUAAGUAAUAUCCUGAAUGAUUACUGACCAGUUUUUUUCUCUGCCCAGCUUUGCUUCACCUUCCUACCUCCAGACCAAGUAUCUAUUUUGAUAUUUUAAAGAGUCCUCAUGAUUGUUAUGCAGGAUGCUUUUGUGCUGAGAAUAAAAUCUUCUACUGGAACUGAGCCCCCUGCUUUGCAGAGUCAGCACUUGACCCAGAGGAUGGAUAGCAACAGGUCCCUGGUUCCUCUGGAGACACCCUCAUCUCUGGGUAGGUGUUGGAACAUAACAGUUGGACUGUUACCCUGCCAUCAUCCUCCGUGGAGAUGGGGAUGAUGCAGGAGGAGCCUCCCUCCUUCUGGGGCUCCGUUUCUCCUCAUGGCAACCGUUUAGCCUGCCUAGAAACGGCCUGUUGCCUUGGGUAGGAGAGAAAUGCACAUGCUAGCUAAGGAAGUUGGUCUAACACAUCUCUGAGGUUUCUCCCCAUGGAGAUGUGUGAUCAGAAAGCUGGCACUCUGCUUGCUUAAAACUCCAUGAGAGUUAUUUUUCCUACUAGGCAUCCUUUAACAUCCAGAUUUUUCCAUAAAUUACCUGAACUCCCUCCUUUCCUCCUUCCCCUGGGAAACCUCAGCAUUGCAUCUCCACGUUGCACAGCACAGAUCAGGUUAUCUGGUCAAUAUAGAGAUUUGUAUAUAAAAAACUACUUUUGUGAGGAUUUUUGUAUACUGUUUUUCUAUUUGUUUUCUAAGGCUUGAGGAAAGAGCUGGCAAACUGUGAAUCUAAUUUGACCUUGCUGCCAGCAGAUAUAUUUUAGCUUCCUGGUAUGAAUCUACGUUACCGGGGACGAUAUAUUGCCCUUCGAUCAGUAUUGCACCCCAAAUUCACAAAUUCCUCCACCCAAUCUUCCAUUCUUUUUAAAACAAAUCCCUAGGCUCCUUUGCUAUUAUUUAUAAAGAGCAUGAGAAAAUGUAUUUAUAGUCCUGGAUAGUAUAUGUUUAAUAUUGAUUUAGCCUUUAAUAGUGGUAUAGGUUUGUAUCUAUUCUUCAUAAAUCAUAAAGAACUCAGUGUAGACUGAAUUAAUCUAUUUAGUAUCUGUAAUUUUGCAGACAGAUAUUUUCUUAUGGUAUUUUCUAUAAAUCCACAUAUGUAGAAUUAUAACUAAUCAGAGCACAGGAAGUUUCUACAGCAGUUUAGAACUAUCAGUUCUUCCCUGAGCAUACAGGCAUGUUUGAGAAAUUUAAGAACCCAGCCCUUCGCCAUGCGCUGAACAAACUGACCGUAAGGAACAAGGCAUCGCUUAAAUCCCCUCGCUGGUUAGGAUGUGCGUUUAAGCAAUUAGUCCUUUUAACUCGAGGAAUGGUGCUGACUCCUUACUUUUGACAUCAGGCCUGUUUUUCCAGCUAAGCAUUCUAAUUUUGCUUUUUUGAAGAAGAAAAAUAAGGCGAUAACAGUGGGAUCCUUUCUGUCUCAGAAUCUCCCAUGCCUUCCUAAUUAUUUAUGUGAAAAUUGGGUCAGGAAAACCUGCAACAGCAGAGACUGGGGUGAGUGCUGUGAAACAAAUCAGAACAGAUGUAUAAUUCAUUCUUGCCAAGAAAGUUGGUAGUAAAUGUCACAUUGUUAUGUGAAUUGAGCACAUAUUUUUAAGACAAAAAAAUCAUUAGUACCAGCUAUGAAGCAAUACUCUAUCACUGGGGCUGGAGGAGGGGCCUUAGGGUCACGGUGAAGUUGUUUAGAAGCAGCCCAGGUGGAUUCCGUCCUCAGGUGAAUAACAAUCUAUGUAAUUUUCCCAAAAGGCAAAUCAAUAGCCACUGCCAAGACAGCAGCCUUCCUUCCGCCAAACACACUUUCUGAUAUGGUUGUAGGGCUAGUGCUUUGUCAUGUUUUAAAAAAAUAGUCAGUUACAUAGAAAGCUUAUUGGUAUGUAUAUUAAUCUGCUUCCCAUUAAGCAAACAGAUUCAAUGUGCCCUCAACUAGCAAUGAUUGUUUGUGUGGUUUUCCAGGGCAGAUAGCUGUCCGAGCAUGAAACUCGUGUGUGUACGCAGUAACACUUGGUUCACGCAUGAAGAACAGUGCCUACGCACUUGGUGUAGCUAUAAUGUAGAUACCUAUGUGUAAUUUCAGUGAAAUGGUGUAUAGCUGUAUUGUAAUUUAAUUUAAAUGUUAUUUUUGGCUGUUCAUUUAAAUGUAGUAGAUGUGUGGAUUGCCAUUUUGAAAACCCUUCUUUUCCUUCUUAGUUUCCUAGUAGCCAAUCCUUUCUCCACUUUCUUAAUGUGAUUUGGGGUUGUAUAUCAGUGAAGAACUUAUCUAUGAAUCCUUUGUACCGAUGGUUGUUUGAAAGCCUGUGUGUGUCCAGCAUCUCUGUAAAUACGCAAUUCAGGGCACGGGAAACUUGGAUGCGUGUCAUGAUUCUUAGUGAAAGGUCACUGGCUGUCUGCAUCACGCCUGGCAAACGCAGCUGUGGAACUUUUGAUGAUCUAGCCUUAGGUAGGUUUAGAAUGAGGACAUCUCUCUACAACCCUCCUUCGCCUGGUAGAUUGGGCUCAGAGAGACAGAAGGUUAGUCUGCUUCUGUGUUUUUUAUCAUGUACUUGUCCAGGUAAAAGUCUGCCUCUCUGCUUGCCAAAUACUGAUCGUGAUGUUCCUGACCUAAAGGUUCCGAAGAGCCUUGUCCCCUUCGGUUUCUUGAGUCAGGGUACAGGAAAGACAUUCACUGACUGACUGCCAUGCCAGUGGAAUCCCAUAAAAGCACAAUCUGGUAGCAAAGUGCACAGUUGUCUGUAGAAAGCUAGAGCAGUAGAAGCACAAGAACCGUCAGUGUUCAGCUUUGGGGUUGCAGAAAGGCAAAUGAUGAAGCACAGAUCCCAUAUAUGUGAAGGGAGUAUGACCUCUACCUGAUAGCUCUGUGUGCAUGUUUUGAGUGAUUGAAGAUGAGGUUAAUUAAUGCAAUUAUACACUUGUCUCCUAAAACACACUUUCUGUCUAACGAUCACUAAAUGGAAUGCUGCGGGGUCUAUCGUUCCUGUAACUCCCUUCUCCUCUGCAAGGACAGAGAAGAGUGGCCAUGUGCAGUUUGGAACAUGAGUGCCCCUCUCUUUUCACAAGAGGAGUGAAGUCUAAGAGAUUCCCUGAGGGCACAAAGCAUAUUGAUUCUCAGUGGCUUCUCCAGUGAUUGGAGUGAGGGGGUAUCUAUUAUGGACAGACAAAUUUUUCCUUGAAAAUGUGGCUUCUUCAACUCCUGCCAACUCAAGAUGGAAAGCUUAGUGAAAGAAAGCUAGCCCUUUGGCAGGAUUCCUUUGGGAGAUUCUUGUAUGUCCAGAAUGAAAGAUAACAAUGUUUCCUUCACAUUCAUAAUCUCCAUUGGUCUAAAGUCAGGUAGCACAUAGCAUCUACAGCACAUAGUGUUUAAAGACUAAUGAAUGCAAAACAAUGAAAAACUUCAACUAACUAUUGGGUUGUUUCUUAUACAUGGUACUAGGAAACACCUUGUUGGCAAAGCGCACUUAGGGUAGUUGAGGUCUUUGGUUUUCACCUUUAGCUUUCUAAGCUUUCUUACAAUGUGGACUGAUUACUGUAACAUUUCAUGUAUAAAAUAACUGGACAUUCUUUAUAUACUGGAAAUAAUCUGUGAAUCCAAUAUUUCACUAAGUGUUUUAACUUUUCUGUAUAUAUCUCUCAUCAAUAAAUGUGGAUUCCAAUUUC
Messenger RNA from Equus caballus (horse), 11842 nucleotides. NCBI's taxonomy places the organism in Eukaryota, Metazoa, Chordata, Mammalia, Perissodactyla, Equidae. The record is from RefSeq and is a predicted model, not a curated record.